ACUCAGUGGAAAGCUGUGAAGUUGAAAGGGAUGCAGCCUUUGAAGCUACAGAAGGAGAACUUGAUUGUUACGACCUUGAAGCACCCCACAUUUCUUUCAGUAGUUUAGAACCGACUUUUAAGCAAUCUUCACAUAGUUUGAAGCCAAAAUUGGAUCAGACGAAGAAUGCAAUCAAAGAGAGCCGUUGAUUCUAGUCUUUCGAGCUGGUAGGUUUCGCCUGAUAUCACUCCUGCAAAGAAGAAUAGCAAUAGUGAUCUUGAGACCACUACGCCUAAAAAGAACAUACCACUAGGGUCGACUUCACCGAGGAGCUAUGAUGAUCGACCAAUUCUAGGUGUAUUGACAGUCGGGGAGCUGAAACAGAUGUCAGCAUCUUCCUACCCGAGGAAGUCUCUUAGUCGAAACCCUGAUGAGAUGCUUAUUAUAGGUACAGUCGGGACCUAUUGGAAUGAUUCAGGUUCGGCGAAGCAUUCUGACUCAGUCUCUUCUUACAAAGGCAUACCGAAUACAACUAGCAAGUAUAGAGAGGACAAGAGAGUGAAUUGGUAUUCAACUCGAGUCGAGGCGAGAUUGGAGAAGCCUAAUAUACCCCAAUUGUACAGAGGAAAGAUGAAUUGAGAUUUUUCUUUUUAUUCUUUUUCAGUGCCCGUCACUUGGAUUCUUUUAACCUGUUGUAAUUUGUGA
Olea europaea var. sylvestris is the source of this 684-nucleotide messenger RNA. RefSeq names its product protein JASON-like. NCBI's taxonomy places the organism in Eukaryota, Viridiplantae, Streptophyta, Magnoliopsida, Lamiales, Oleaceae. Gene Ontology annotation, biological process: male meiosis II. The transcript is spliced from 2 exons. The coding region runs from base 364 to 618 and encodes 84 amino acids. The record is from RefSeq and is a predicted model, not a curated record.